Molecule: messenger RNA, 3485 nt
Organism: Daphnia magna
Lineage: Eukaryota; Metazoa; Arthropoda; Branchiopoda; Diplostraca; Daphniidae
Product: sodium/calcium exchanger 3
Exons: 10
Coding region: 58-3354 (1098 amino acids)
Biological process (GO): cell communication; calcium ion import across plasma membrane; sodium ion transmembrane transport
Cellular component (GO): postsynapse; axon; sarcolemma
Molecular function (GO): calcium:sodium antiporter activity
Source: RefSeq, a predicted model, not a curated record
AAUCUUCGCAGUUUAUUGGAAAACGUUGAGCUGACAGUCACAUCAAACAAGGACGUAAUGGCUCCGUUCAGUAAUUCAAGCAAUUCGAUCAACUCGAGUGAAGUGACACACACAGAAUUAUUCUGUUCGGAUGGAAUCCUUUUGCCGGCAUGGCUUCCGCUGCAGAACGUGAGUACAGGCACUGUUGCUUUCCGCGGAUUAGUGUACAUCGCUUCGUUGGUUUAUCUUUUCGUCGGAGUGGCUAUUUUGGCCGACAAGUUUAUGGCUUCGAUUGAGAUGAUAACAUCCAAGAAAAAAGUAGUCAAAGUUAAAGACGUCAAUGGUAAGAUCCAAACGGUUGUCGUACGCGUAUGGAACGAAACUGUUGCAAACUUGACGCUGAUGGCUCUUGGAUGCUCGUGCCCAGAAAUUCUCCUAUCCAGUAUCGAAAUCAUUGGAAAAGGUUUUGAGGCAGGGGAGAUGGGGCCAGGAUCGACAGUUGGCAGUGCGGCUUUCAAUCUUUUCAUCAUCAUCGGUGUUUGCAACUGGGCCAUACCAAGCGGCCAGGCACGCAAAGUUAAACGGGUCUCCGUUUUUUUAGUUACGGCUGCUUGGUCCAUUUUCGCUUAUCUUUGGCUAUACCUCAUUACAGCUGUCAUGUCCCCGGGUGUCAUUGAAGUAUGGGAGGCUCUAAUUACUUUCGCAUUUUUCCCGCUCACCGUGCUCUCCGCCUACAUUGCGGACAGGCAUGUUCACAUUUAUGAUUACAUUUCGAAAACCUAUCGUAUGGGUCGAAAUGGUGUCAUUGUUGAAAUGACCACUGACGAGACAGAAAUCGUGAAAUCGGAGCCUAAUAACGACAGAGCCAGACACUUUGAUAAGUUUGUAGGAGAGGCUGAAAGCGAUGAGGUUAGAGAGUUCGAGAAUCAUCGAAAGGCGUUCAUUAUUCUUUUGAAAAACUUACGCCGGAAAUAUCCAAUGCUCAGUUCCAAUCAGCUAGAACUGAUGGCCACAAAAGAGUUGCUCGAUCGAGGAUCUAAGAGCAAAGCGUUUUAUCAAGUGAUGGCAUCCAAAAUGCUAACUGGACGUAAUGACCAGUCCCGUCAUCUAAAACUGAAUUUUACUGAGCUGUUUAAAGAAUUUCAUCCAUCUAGCAGCUCACCAGCAGUACCAUGUCAAAGCAACGAUAAGCAAAUCACAAAAGUAUUUUUUAGUCCCGGUCACUACACUGUCAUGGAAAAUGUUGGCCACUUCGACGUGACUGUUGUCAGGGAGGACGGUGACCUAGAGAAGCUCAUAUUCGUUGAUUACAUAACCGAAGAUGGCGACGCCACUGCCGGUAAAGAUUUUGAAGCGAAUCACGGAACCAUUUGUUUCGAACCGGGUGUUAUAUCCAAGACUAUCACUAUCAAAAUCAUUGAUGAUCAACUAUAUGAGGAGGACCAAUAUUUCUACAUACGACUGCUAAACAUACGUUCGGGGAACCGCUUCGAAUACCUUUGCGGGAAAGGCGAAAUCGCCGACGAUGCUUACAUGAUUGCGGCAGAUAUCCAUAACGGGUCAGUUCCAUCUUAUUCGAUGACACUAGAUGUUGGCCCAGAAGAACCAGCUCCACCACGCUAUUCUGUCACAGCCCGAGAAAUCCUUAGCGCAUUAAAGUCGAAUAAAAACCUAAGACGGCCGUCGUGGUUUCAUUAUGAUGAGAGCGAUAGAGAAGUUUCAACAGGAGGCGAUGACGUCUUCGUGGAUGCAGCAUCGCAGAUGGAUACCAACACCAUUAGUGGAGACAAUCAGAUUUUUCAUGAAAUUCAAGAACAUGAAUUUCAAGCUUCAGAGGCGGAGACAGCGAAUAAAUCGAUGACUUUUUCAUCGUCUGCAACAACGUUGGCAACUUCCGUUUCCUUUUCUUCGGGUCGUGUUAGUCUCAAUAACAUUGGUGGAAGCAAGGCAAAAGGUGUUGGUGAUCGCAGGAAAUCUGUGGAAUUUUUGCAAGAUAAUAAUUCACCAACGCGCCCAGCUUCCUGCAGUCAAGUUUCAUCGGACAGCGAAGACGAAUCAAUUUUUCGCACCGAAACAAGAUGCAAUCAGACUAUUGAACCUUCUCUACUGCGCUUAGUUUUCCCUUCCAUGGCCACAGUGAUGAUAUUGGAUGAUGACCAUCGUGGAAUCUUUAGCCUUGCCGAGCGCAGCGUCUGCCUUACGGAAACGGUAGGCACCCACUGUAUGCUGAUUAUUCGAAUCGGAGGCUCCAGAGGCCGAGUGGCGCUAAGUUAUCGGACAGAAGAAGGGACGGCCAAGCCAAAUAGGGACUACCACCACUGCCAGGGAGAAAUCAUUUUCGAAAAUGGCGAAACUGAGAAAAGCAUACCGAUUCAAAUUAUUGGAGAAAGUCUGUACGAAAAAGAUGUUCUUUUAUAUUUUACUAUCGGAGAACCAAGAUCAAUAGCAGAAGGACAAUCAGAAGACGGCAUCGAUGACUUGGAAGAAUUAAGCAUGCGGGAAUACAGUCAAUUAACGGAACAACAACGUGUUGCGUUAAGAGGUCGAGCCCAGCUAGGCGAGGUUACUACAGCAGUUCUUCGUCUCAAAGAAAGUAAACAAUUCAAAAAUACUGUUGAUAAAAUGGUGUCAAGGGCAAACAAAUCUUUAAAACGUGGAACAUCUGCUUGGUUGCAACAAUUCAUCGAUGCUAUUCAUUUCGAAGAAGAAAACGAAGAUGUAAAUUCUGAUGAAACUGGUGGCUCUCAAGAGAAAAUCGUCAUAAGGAAUUGGAAAGAUUACGCAUCCCAUGGAUUCACGGUGUUUUGGCGACUGGUCUUUGCAAUCAUUCCACCAGAAUGUAUGGGUGGUGGCUACCCAUGCUUCUUUUCGUCAGUGGUCGCCAUAGGAAUCAUGACUGCAUUAAUUGGUGACGUAGCUUCCCAUCUUGGCUGUACGGUUGGACUAAAAGACAGCGUUACCGCCCUUGCGUUUGUUUCUUUGGGGACGAGUCUUCCAGAUUUGUUUGCCAGCAAAGUCUCGGCCGUACAAGAUCAACACGCCGAUGCGUCGAUUUCGAACGUCACGGGAGCGAAUGCGGUAAACGUUUUCCUUGGCAUUGGAGUAGCCUGGACGUUGGCUGCCUUCCAUCAUUCCUACAACGGCACAGUAUUUUACGUCGAAGCUGGAACAUUGGCAUUUUCCGUGACUCUAUACUGUGUUAUGGCACUAUUUGCUGUUCUACUGCUUACGAUUCGGCGUUGCGAUGCCGUCGGGGGAGAACUAGGCGGCCCCCUGAAGUACAAACUGCCCACCACAGUUCUUUUAGUAGGAUUUUUCAUCCUUUAUAUUCUUUUGUCAUCGCUAGAAGCUUACGAAAUAAUAAGUGGCUUUUGAAAUCUUGUCGUAUUUUCAAUCUUUAAGAAAUAAAUUGUGUUAUCAGAAGUUUUCCCCAUUUACCCAUUUUCAGGUCAGUUCAUAUUACCGGUUACUUAUCCAAAUAAAUGCCGUCCUAGUCGUAUAGUCAA